Messenger RNA from Anoplophora glabripennis (Asian longhorned beetle), 1889 nucleotides. RefSeq names its product UDP-glucuronosyltransferase 2B7. The transcript is spliced from 4 exons. The coding region runs from base 96 to 1640 and encodes 514 amino acids. The record is from RefSeq and is a predicted model, not a curated record. Lineage: Eukaryota; Metazoa; Arthropoda; Insecta; Coleoptera; Cerambycidae. Gene Ontology annotation, molecular function: UDP-glycosyltransferase activity.
CCUACUCCAGGAGACGUAUAAUUUAUAGAAGCGACCGCGCGAUACGGAUGUAUUCGAUAUAGUGAGCGUAGUUCCAGUGUGAUAAAUAUUUCAAAAUGAUGUGCAUUCUACCUCUGAUAGUGCUAUUCACGUGGCCCUGCCACGGAGCGAACAUACUAGCGAUUUUGCCGUCGCCGUCAUACAGCCACCAAAUAGCUUACACGCAUAUAUGGAAGGAGUUGUCUUUGAGAGGCCAUAAGGUGACGUUAAUUACGACCGAUCCUGUUAAAGACCCAAAGCUGACGAACUUGACUGAAAUUGAUAUGAAGUCGACAUACGAGCUCAUGGGAAAACUUUCUAACAUAUCAAAAUCAGCAUUUACAAUGUGGAAUGUGUACAGAACUGUCCAGAAUUUCCUUAAUUCUGUAGCUGAGGCUCAACUGUCUCAUGCUGAAGUUCAAAGUUUAAUCCACAAUAAGAGUCACUUCGACGUGGUCCUAGUGGAGUUUAUAUACGUAGAAUUUUUGGCAUUCGCAGAAAUAUACGAUUGUCCUAAAAUUCUAUUUUCUACGUUCGAUCCGUACUCUCUCAUCCAUAGCCUGUUAGGAAAUCCAAUAAAUCCGGUUCUGUAUCCAGAUAUGGGAGCAACUUUCUAUGGUUCCUUGAAUUUUAAAGAGAGGGUUACAAGCUCUCUUUUUACUUUGUACAGUUUGUAUUACUUCUAUUAUGAAUCAUAUUACCAGAAAAGUGAAAUUAUAAAGAAGUACUUCAGCAUUUCAAGAACUGCGCAUGAACUGGUGAGUGACGUAGACAUGCUGUUCCUCAAUGUGAAUCCAAUUUUACAACCCAUAAGAGCACUUGGACCUUCCACCAUCAUGAUUGGUGGUAACAGAGGUGUGAUUGACUCUACUCCUCUGCCUAAGGACCUUGCUAACUUCUUAGACAACGCUAAGGACGGUUUUGUUUACUUUAGUUUAGGGAGCAACGUAAAGAGCAAAGACCUUCUUACUGAAACACGAGAAGCGAUAAUCGAAGCAUUUAGAGAGUUACCAUUUAAGGUUUUAUGGAAAUUUGAAGCGGACGAACUCCCAAAUAAACCAGACAACGUUAAAAUUAUCAAAUGGGCUCCACAGCAGGCAGUUUUGUCUCAUCCAAACAUAAAGGCUUUUGUUACCCAAGGUGGAUUGCAAUCCUUUGAGGAGGCACUUUAUUGUGAGGUGCCUUUUGUAGUAAUACCGUUUUUCGGAGACCAGGAACAGAAUGCGAAAGUAAUAGAAAAUAAGGGUAUGGGUGUAGUUAUCAAUAAAAAAUUUUCCGUGGGCAAAAUAGAACUGAAAAAUGCUAUCCUAGAAGUUACUAAAAACACAAAAUAUCAUGAUGCGGUAAAAAGAGUGAAGCAAUGGGUUGUAGAUUCUCCAAUGACUGGCCUCGAAAAAGCAGUUUGGUGGACAGAAUACGUCAUCCGAAAUAAAGGAGCCAAGCAUCUAAGAAAUCCAGCUGCAGAUAUUCCGCUUUAUCAAUAUUUUCUCGUAGAUGUUAUCGGUUUUCUUGUUUUGGCAAUAAGUGCGACAUUUUUACUUCUGUUUUUAUUUAUUAGAACAAUUUGUAGGUUAGUGGUUUCGAAAUAUGUAAAUAAGAUAAGUAAGAAAAAGUCUGCAUAAAUUUAUUUUUAAUUAUUACAGUAUAUAACCUCAUUUUACGUGAAAUUUUAUUGUUUUGAUGGUUUGAAACUGAAACGAUUUUUGAGUUGAGAAGUUGAGCUGGAAGGAAAUGGAUGAUAAUCUAUUUGUGAUUUUAAACAAAAAAAAAGUAUAAUUAGGUUUCCUGACAUAAUACAAAAAGUAAAUGUAUAAACAAAUUUCCAUAAUUCAUAAAUUUUGUAAUAUUAGUGAGAAUGAUAAUUUAAAUAA